AUGUCCCAGACCACAACAAUCGAAGUACCCGAGGGGCCGAGGACGGUGACCUUGAUGAACGGAAGCACAUUCUCGUUCAACUCCAACAUCUCAACCACUCUCGAGAAAAUCCCGGUCGUCGACGCGGGCAGAAUAUGGAGCGAUAAUCUUGAGGACCGAAAGGCCGUAGCGGAGGAGAUUCGGGAGGCGUCGCGGAACAUCGGAUUCUUCUAUCUUGUCAAUCAUGGAAUCGACGAAUCGUACUCAGAGCGGACGUUCGAGCAGGCAAAGCGGUUCUUUGCUCUUCCUGAGGAGAAGAAGAUGGAGGUUUUUACUGGGUUGGUUCCGAACGAGUACGUAGGGUUUCAUCCGAUGGAGUGCUAUAAUCGGAACGGGUGGAAGCAUCAAGACUUGAGCGAGGCGUUCAACUGGUCGUACGAUCCAAGAGAGGACCCAGAGGCAGCGGAGGAUGCUGAGCCAACCGUCAGUAUAUGGCCAUCAGGCGUGCCUGGCUUUAGAGAAGGCCUCUAUGCAUACCACGGACAGCUCCUGAAGUUGGCACGUCGAUUGACUCGGAUUUUUGCCCUCGCUCUGCAUCUCCCGGAAAACGCUUUCGAUGAGUACGUCAAGCGACCGGAAGCGGGUAUGCGUAUUCUGCACUAUCCGGAACAAAAGCACUCGGUCGAGGAUCAGAACGGUAUCGGCGCCCAUACGGACGUAGAGUGUUUCACGAUCGUGACGCAGGAUAUGAGCGGCGGCCUCGAGGUGCUAGGGAAGAACGGCAACUGGAUCAAGGCGGAGCCAAUUCCGGGAUCAUUUGUCGUCAAUAUCGCGGAUUGUUUCAUGCGGCAAACCAAUGACUUCUUCGUGUCGACUGUUCAUCGCGUCAUCAACAAGAGCGGGAAGGAGAGGUACUCGGCGCCGUUCUUCUUCGGAUUCGAUCGACGGAGGCUCCUAGAGGCUAUUCCGACGUGUGUCAGCGAUGAAAAUCCAAUGAAGUAUCCAAUCAUGACUGGGGGAGAGUACUAUGCAUGGAGGUCGAACAAGCAAAAGAGCAACAAUGUACAUAACACGAAGAUGGCCAGAUAG
This is a messenger RNA of Aspergillus mulundensis, 1068 nucleotides long. RefSeq names its product isopenicillin N synthase family dioxygenase. Bases 1 to 1068 code for a protein of 355 amino acids. NCBI's taxonomy places the organism in Eukaryota, Fungi, Ascomycota, Eurotiomycetes, Eurotiales, Aspergillaceae. The record is from RefSeq and is a predicted model, not a curated record. The transcript is spliced from 3 exons.